Messenger RNA from Panicum hallii, 2313 nucleotides. RefSeq names its product myosin-2-like. The transcript is spliced from 3 exons. NCBI's taxonomy places the organism in Eukaryota, Viridiplantae, Streptophyta, Magnoliopsida, Poales, Poaceae. The record is from RefSeq and is a predicted model, not a curated record. The coding region runs from base 1 to 2022 and encodes 673 amino acids.
AUGCCGCCCGCCUCCCGCCCCGCCCCCGCCUCCUCCGCUCCGCCCCCGCUGCCCCGCGCUCCCCGCCGCCUCAGCCGACGCCGCCCGCUCAAGGCGGCACAACCCGCCGCCGCCCCCUCCGCCGGUGGCGCUGCCAGCCGCGGCGGCGGCCCCUCGACCCCGCAUGUCCUGUGGGCCGCACGGGGCGGCGAGGGAAAUGCCGGCGCGGAGAAGCCGCGUGGGGACCCGCCCUCCUCCGUCAGGCGGCUGGCCGCGGCGGUGUGGCGGCUGCGGCCACCCGAGGAGGCACCCGCCGCCGGCCAGCGCGCUGACGCCGCCGCCGCCCGUGUCGGGCUCGAGCAUAUACCAAGGCAUCUACAAGGUCAGCUUCUGAGGAAGGAUCCUCUUGGCCACCACCAUCGUCUGAAGGAUGACAUUUCAAGCCCCAACUCCGUCCUGGAGCCACAUAGUGGAGAGCUCCACAAGGUACAUCUUCGUCUUGCCUCCAGCAUGGAGGAUGCGACAAAAUGGGAGCCUGUAAACAUAAAGAGCAUUGAACCAGAUGGUGCUUAUGUGAUUGCCAGUCAACUAAAUCUCGUUGAGGAACAGCAUGGGGGAAGUUAUGUUGCUAGCCUUGAGAUGGAGCUUCAGCAGGCGCGGGAUAGGGUAAGCAAGCUAGAAGCGGAGCGGGUUUCAGCAAAGAAGCAACUUGAUCACUUGUUCAAGAAACUCGCAGAGGAGAAAGCAGCUUGGCGGAACAGAGAGCACAAGAAGGUUCGAGCCAUUCUUGAAGAUAUGAAGGCAGACCUGGAGCAUGAGAAAAAGAACCGGAGGCAGUUGGAGACUAUUAACUUCAAACUUGUUGAUGAGUUGAAAGAGGUCAAAAUGGCAGCGAAGCAGCUACUGCAGGAGUAUGACAACGAGCAAAAGACGCGGGAACUCACAGAGGAGGUGUGCAACAAGCUGGUGAGGGAGAUAGAGGAACACAAGUCAGAGAUUGAAGCCUUGAAGCAGGAUUCUGUCAAACUGCGGGGUGAGCUGGAUGAGGACAGGAAAUUGCUACAGAUGGCUGAGGUGUGGCGUGAGGAGCGAGUGCAGAUGAAACUUGUCGAUGCCAAACUCACUUUGGAGGCCAAAUAUGAUCAGUUGAGCAAACUGCAGGAGGAUGUAGAGGCUUUCAUUUCCACUUUUAGCUCUUCCAAAGGAGACAGCACAGUUGUUGAAGCAGCAUGCAAUAUUGCACAGACCAUUGGAGCGGUUAGAGAGGAAGAGGUCAAAUUCACGUAUGAGCUACCACGAGCAUCGGAAGAUAUAUUGUCCAUCUUUGAAGAGCUGCGCCCAAGUGACGAAACUGUUACAAAGGAGACUGAACCAUGCCCAAAGCAGAGCUAUGCAAUGUGCAAAUCAGAAAUCCAAGAAGCUAGCUCAGCGUCUGAUAUAUUUCUGGAAAAUCGAGCCAAAUUGUUUCAAGAUGGAAACCAUUCUGAUGAGAGCGAAAUGGAAGAUGGCAGCAGCUGGGAGACCAUGAGCCAUGAAGAGAUGCAGGGCUCAAGCCACUCGCCAUAUGGAAGCGAUCCUUCAGUCAACAAGAUCUUUGACAGAAUUUCCUGGACGAGUGGAAACGAUUCUGAGGGUGGGCAGACCAACAAGCUGUGUGAUGACUUGAGCAAUGUGUACCUGACCGACAUGAAACAGCCCAAGAAGAAAGAGUCUGCCAUAUCGAAGCUCUGGAAGUCAUCCCCUCUGAAAAACUACGAAUUCCGCACGAAAGAUGCUGCAGAGAUGACAAAUGGGAGAUCAUCGAGUGCAAGUCUUCCCAAUGGUGUGUUCUCAAAUGCCAAAGGCUUGAAUUUAGAUAUGGGAGACAGCACCCCAAGUACAGCACAGUGGAGCUCACCGGAUUCAAUGAACAGCCAGCUCAACCGGGGUUUCAGAGGUUGCAUGGAGUUGGUUCAGAGGCAGAGCCUCAAGGCGAAGCUUUUAGAAGCCCGGAUGGAAACACAGAAGAUUCAGCUUCGUCAUGUGCUCAACCAGAAAACCUAAUUUAGAACUGCAGUUCGCAUCCAGAAAUAAAAUUCCAAGCAUUGAAUUUUUACUUCAUUUCUCUUGUGCAUUGUAGAAUGUAACUUAGUCUCUUGUGCUUCUACUUCAUAGAACUAUAUAGCUAGCUGUAGCCUAGUAGGCUGACCUGGCCAUAGUUGAUGCAUCUGUCUAAUUGUGGCAGUACAUUUGACAGGUUAUAGCGUCGUCUUUGUGCGUAAUGUAGCGGUAAACCAGAAGCUUCAGACCAACUGUACCAGUAAUGUAGCAGCAAACAAGCACUGUUCAGGCAAA